AUGAGCCGACAAAAGAAAAAACCGUACGGUUUCGAUGGCAAGUAUAUGUUUUCUGAAACUGACGCGACUUUCUACAUUUACUCACCAAUGUUGACCAAAUUUUUAGCCUUUAAGUCGUAUUUCGCGUGGGCAUCAGAGCACGACGUUGAUCCGUCUCUGUCAGAGUUUAUUCGUUUAAACGUUGACUUCGUAGCUAGAUCCUCAGAAAAAAAUGACUCUGGAGCUCGCACCAGUUUCGUCCUGACUGCGAGCCUGAGUUUCGUCCUUGCCCUAGUGAUGGUGUUGGAAGCUCCAGUGGUCGAAGACAAACCCAAUUGGUCUUAUGUCACCGAAAAAAUGCAUAAGAUCCAAAUUUCAGAAAGUCGCCGCGAAAAAACUUAUAUUAUGUAUUCAAACGAGAACGAGCAUGUCGGAAAUGAGUUGUUGGAAGACCAGGAAAAAUCAGAACUGGAUACAAGUAACUCUGCUGAUGCAAAAACUACUCGCAUUUCUCGACUUACGAAACGGCUUCUAGACGUCGCAAAAGAGAGCCCUCCAAAACGGUUGGCAAAGCAAGUAGUGAAAGAUGAUUCCAACGAUCCUUUCAUUAUAUCUGGAACACUUGAUGAACUUGUUGUAUCUGGAACAUCCGAUGGGAACGAUUCAGACAAAUCCUAUCACCCCAGUUCGGAUGAGCCAGAUGAUGAUACUUUUGUUGAAAUAAAAAAGAGAAUCAACUAUACUUAUGAUUGGUUUACGGGACCAGGAAUUAAGAAAUCUUCAUUAAGUGAGGGUGCAAAAAAGUGGGUUAUCGACACACUCGAUGUUUCGAGUUUAUUGUUAGAAUAUCGCGAUAUGUCUGUUCAACGAGCUUCUGAGAAUAAGAUUCAAGAGGUUGCUGAAAUACUUUCAUUGAAUCAUAUAUUUUUAUUCGAACAAAAUGUGACGAUUGGGGUUUCUUCAAUGAUCAUUAAACAUUAUUUUCGAUACUAUCAAAAAUGA
Molecule: messenger RNA, 981 nt
Organism: Ambispora gerdemannii
Lineage: Eukaryota; Fungi; Glomeromycota; Glomeromycetes; Archaeosporales; Ambisporaceae
Source: the annotation of a GenBank genome assembly